Messenger RNA from Salvia miltiorrhiza (redroot sage), 1451 nucleotides. Its product is annotated as probable indole-3-pyruvate monooxygenase YUCCA4. Bases 120 to 1307 code for a protein of 395 amino acids. The transcript is spliced from 4 exons. Lineage: Eukaryota; Viridiplantae; Streptophyta; Magnoliopsida; Lamiales; Lamiaceae. The record is from RefSeq and is a predicted model, not a curated record. Gene Ontology annotation, biological process: auxin biosynthetic process. Gene Ontology annotation, molecular function: N,N-dimethylaniline monooxygenase activity; flavin adenine dinucleotide binding; NADP binding.
ACACACACUUGAUUUCACUUUAAAAACCCACCCUUCCUCUGCUACAAAAACAGAGUUUCUUUCAAACACACACACACACACACAAAAGGCAUCUUUUCUUCUGCUUCCAUUCCUCCAAAAUGGCUUCUCUCAACGACGACGCCAAUAACCCACUCCACCGCUGCCUCGUCGUGAUCGUGGGCGCCGGGCCCUCGGGCCUCGCCGUGGCCGCAUGCCUGCAGCGGAACGGCGUUCCAUCCCUCAUUCUCGAACGAAGCUCCUGCCUAGCCUCGCUGUGGCGCGACCGAACCUACGACAGGCUCAAACUCCACCUCCCGAAGCACCUCUGCCACCUCCCGUUCCUCGAUUUCCCGCGCCAUUUCCCCACGUACCCGACCAAGGAUCAGUUCGUCGAGUACGUGGAGUCCUACGCCCGCCACUUCUCGAUCGGCCCCAGGUUCGGGCAGACCGUGGUGCGGGCGGAGUUCGACCCCGCGGUCGGGCUUUGGAGGGUCCAGAGCCAGGACCGCCUCUACGUUAGCAGCUUCCUCGUAGUUGCUAGCGGAGAGAACGUCGAGCCCGUGAUGCCUGACAUCACGGGCUUCGAGACCUUCUCGGGGCCCAUCAUUCAUACGUGCGCGUAUAAAUCGGGCCUCGAGUUCCGCAACCGGAGGGUUUUGGUUGUGGGCUGUGGGAAUUCUGGCAUGGAAGUUAGCUUAGAUCUUUGCAGAUACAAUGCAAUUCCUCACAUGGUGGUCAGAAACUCUGUUCAUAUUCUACCGAGGGAUAUAUUGGGAAUUUCAACAUUUGCAUUAGCUAUGGCUCUUCUAAAAUGGUUGCCCUUGAGAUUAGUGGACAAGUUGCUACUUGUGUUGGCCACCUUCACAUUGGGUGACACUGAGGCUUUCGGGCUCCCGCGCCCGAAAACUGGGCCGAUCGGGCUCAAGAACGCCACCGGGAAGACCCCGGUGCUAGAUGUCGGAGCAUUUUCCCACAUUAAAUCAGGCAAGAUUAAGGUGAUGAAAGGUGUGAGAGAGAUAACAAAAAGGGGAGCCAAAUUCAUGGAUGGUCAAGAAAAGGAAUUUGAUUCUAUAAUUUUGGCAACGGGGUACAAGAGCAAUGUGCCUACUUGGCUCAAGGGCAGUGAUUUCUUCACAGAAGAUGGAAAGCCAAAGGCCUCUUUUGGAGAUGGUUGGAGAGGCAAGAAUGGGUUAUAUGUUGUAGGCUUUACGAGGCAAGGCAUUCUUGGAACAUCAUCGGAUGCACUCAAAAUUGCUGCAGAUAUUGCUCAUAAACUUAGGAUUAUCAAAAGCAGCAGUCAAAAUUAGAGAUAAAAAAUUGGAGAAAAUAUCGUUUUUUUGUUGGUGGGGAGAAUGUGCAAAUAAUCAUCUUUUUUUUUUUUUUUUAGAAUUUUGAGGAAUUUUCUUUUGUUUGGUUUAAUUUCACAUAUCCUUAUUGGUAAUCUUAUUAUG